Molecule: messenger RNA, 2731 nt
Organism: Chiloscyllium plagiosum (whitespotted bambooshark)
Lineage: Eukaryota; Metazoa; Chordata; Chondrichthyes; Orectolobiformes; Hemiscylliidae
Product: granzyme K-like
Biological process (GO): proteolysis
Molecular function (GO): serine-type endopeptidase activity
Source: RefSeq, a predicted model, not a curated record
AAGUGUCACUUCAGUGUAACUCUGGAUGAAACCACAUCCUCCUCACAGGCUGCAAGAGCUGUUUGUGAACUAAAACUGAAUUUGAACAAUAUGGGCAGCAUGCUUCAAGUGACAUGUAUUGCUUUGGUAUUCAGCAUCUUAACUGGCCAAAGCUCCAACUGCAUGGAAAUCAUCGGAGGUCAUGAUGUUAAGGCAUAUUCAAAACCUUAUAUGGUGUCUAUUCAGAUGAACAAUCAGCAUGUAUGUGGAGGAACAUUGAUCCAAACCAAAUGGGUUCUGACUGCAGCAAACUGUGGACAGUUGAUCAAGAUAAAGAAAGCCACGGUGGUUCUUGGAGCUCGUUCACUCCAAAAGAAGGAUAAUAUUGAACAAAUCAUUUCUGUUAUAAGGUUAUCCCCAUACCCUGAAUUCAAAAAUAAAAUAGAAAAUGACAUCAUGCUUUUGGAGUUAGAACAAGCUGCAGAUGUUAAGAAGAAAGGUGUAGCAAUCUUGAAAUUGCCAACUUCAACAAAGGACCUUAAAGCUGGAGUAAAUUGCAGAAUCAUUGGAUGGGGACAAACCAGUCCCAGGGAUAAAAAACAGUCUGAUACUUUGAAAGAAGCAACCAUAUCAGUGAUUGACCGGAAAACCUGUAAUAGUAAAAAAUAUUACAACGGGAGCCCAGUCAUAACAGACAACAUGAUUUGUGCAGGUGACAAAAAAGGCAGAAAAGAUUCCUGUUUGGGUGAUGCAGGAGGCCCAUUAAUGUGCAAGGUAAAGACCCUGAGCCGAAAGGAGGUCAUUGCUGGGAUUGCUUCAGCUGGAUCUGAUUGUGCGAUUGCCAGACACCCUGGCAUUUAUACCCGGCUAACAGAAAAAUAUUUAACUUGGAUCAAGAAAACAAUUGGAGUUGUAAAUUUUAAUGAAACCUAUGAACAAAUCUUCCUUAAAAUGAGCAAAAUGUUUCAAGUGGUCUUCAUUAUUUCAAUACUAAAUGCCUUAGCAGAUCAUGGCUGUGUCUGUAUGAAAAUUAUUGGAGGACGUGAUGCUAAACCUGGUUCUGGUUCUUUCAUGGUAUCCAUCCAAUGUGCAAAUGAACAUGUUUGUGGAGGAACUUUAAUCCAUACUCAGUGGGUCUUGACUUCAGCAAACUGUGCAGUUUAUUACUUUCAAGGGAAAAAAACCACUGUUGUUCUUGGUACCCUGUCCUUGAAAGACAAAAAGAAAGCACAAAACAUUAAAGUGAUCUUUGCGGAACCGCAUCCUGCAUACAACAACAAAACAGAACAGAACAACUUGGCACUACUCAAGUUGGAUCGAGCUGCAAAACUGAAUAAGUUUGUAAAGGUCCUCUCAUUGCCAAAAUCAACAAAAGAUAUUAAAAGUGGAACAAAAUGCAAGAUUCUAGGAUGGGGACAAACAACUGUUGACAAUGACGAUUCAUCUGACACUUUGAAAGAAAUUAUUGUAACUAUCAUAGACCGGCAACGCUGCAACAGUAAAGACUAUUACAACCAUGAUCCAGUCGUAACAGAUGAUAUGUUAUGUGCUGGUGAUGCAAACCGGAUGUCCAAAAUGUGCAGGGGUGAUGCAGGUGGACCAUUGAUAUGUAAAACUCUGGGAAAACAGUUCGCUGGCAUUGCUGCCUUUGGAAAGAGUUGUGAGACCAAGAAUCAACCUGGAAUUUAUACACGUUUAUCGAAGAAUUACGUUAAGUGGAUAAAGAAAACCAUGAAAAGGCCAAUGGGCAACACCACAUUUAAGUAAAUUGAUAAGAAUGAUUUGGUUAAAAAGUAAAUGUGUGUACUUUAGGUAAUGAUUUUGAAUAUAUCACCUGCUAAAUAUGUUAAAAUGUCUCCGCAUUUGUUCACUAGUCUCAUAACUUGGCUGAGCAGCUUCCAAGUUUUGAGAUCUAAACCAAAAUAUCAGAAUUCUGCAAGGGAAAAGUUAGCUAAUUAUUGUCAAAUUUAGCUGAGUGGUAUUCCAAAGGAUUGGAUGUUUCUUUGGUCAAAUAAGUUGUGGUAAGCAUCUCCUCAUUACUAUGGAAAGAGCAGAACAUUUUCUCACAAUUAUAUAAAUUACCAGCUUUGAUUUUAUUUUCAAUAUAAUGAUGUAUUCUGGUCUAUUCAUUAUGUAUAAAAGGGAAUAAAAGAUUUUUUAGACAAAAGUAAACAUUACUUAAAUGAUUAUCUAUUGCUGUAGCUUUUACAAAAUAUUAUGUGAAGUCACCAUAGUCCAAGACCAGAGGACUCCUGUCUCACUGAGAGUGGGAUGAUUGGCAGUGAGUUUAACCGGAUGAUGAGGGGCAAGGUUGAGAAGAUGAGACCUUCAAGGUAACCUUUGCCAGUGCAGGAUUUGAACCUAUGCUGUUUGUGACACUUUGCAUCAUAAACUAUUUGGCCAGCCAACUGUGUUAACCACCCUCCAAAUAAUGCCAUUGGAUGUUAAAUACAUUUGAAAUAAAGAACAGCAUGUAUCUGGAGAUAUUUUAUUCUUUUUGAUACCUUCACCAUAAUCAGCAUUAUUUUCUUCCUGUUCUUUUUUAUAUGAUGUUACGGAAUCUUUAAAUAAUGAUAGCUGAGUGGAAUGCACUUAAUCUUGUAUUUUCCAUAUUCUCCUAAAGCCCCUUAUCGGCUGCUUGUGACUUCAUUGAUAGCCACGAUUGAGAUAACAGAAUGAUGAAAAUCCUUAUAUGCUAACUGGGUUUGAAUUAUUAUGACACUGUGUUAUUCUCUUUAGAGUCUGUAUUUUA